CUUCACGAUGUCAAGUAGUGUUAAGAGCCUCUCAGUGGGAUAUAAUCCCAUCAACGAAAGAAAUACUUUUUCCAGUGGGGAUUAUAUUCAUGGGAAAAUUACAUUGGAGUUGUCUAAAGAGUGCAGUUUUCAAACCCUCAGCAUACAGAUGAAGGGAAAAGCAAAGGUCUUGUGGACUGAAAACUACGGGAAAACAGUUGUGACGUACAGCAGCAAAAACAAGUACUUCAGCAUCAAACAGAUUCUCGUCCAGGAAGGACAAGGAAUUACUACACUGAACCCGGGCAGCCAUGUCUUUCCUUUUUCCUUUCAGAUCCCAGCACAGGAGCUGCCGUCCAGCUUCAGAGGCUCAUAUGGAAAGAUCUUGUACACGCUGAAAGCAAACCUGUCCAGGUCGAUGAGGGUCGACAGCAAAGCCAAGGCAGAGUUCAACGUCAUCAACAAAUUAAACUUGAAGAGUGAUCCAGUUCUGACGACUCCACAGCACAACACCAUCGAGAAGAAGAUGAAGAUCUUGAACUCGGGAGCCGUAGGCAUGGAUGUAAACAUUGAACGAACUGGUUUCCUUCAAGGGGAGGGAAUAAACGUUGUAGCUUCCAUUCAGAACAAAUCGACUCGGGACGUCAAGCUCAAGUACAGUUUCUACUCCAAGCACAGCUACUUUGCAAAUGGCAAGAGAAAAGUUUCCACCAAAGAAAUCCUGAAGGAGGUGAGCGAGCCGGUCCCACCCUCUGCAGGUCAGACCAUCACCAAGAUCAUCACCGUCCCUCCGGACACGGGGGUGUCGGUCCUGAACUGCAACAUCCUGAAAGUAGAGUAUAGACUCAAGGUCUCCCUGGAUGUCAAAUAUGCUGCGGACCCAGAGAUAAAGUUCCCCAUAAUCGUCCUGCCUGCAUUCGUAGAGAGCUAUGGAGAGCCAUCCCUGCCUCCUGCUUAUGGGUUCGACCCAACACCAAACUUUUCCCAGUACGGAGGGGCCAGCUUCUUUGACCCCCCCGCCUACACCCCUUCUGCCCCGCCUUCUGCACCCCCGCUGCACCCUCCACCGCUCACCUUCGAUUCCUCAGGGAUCUACCCCCCUCUGACCGGCUGGGACAAAAAGUAGAAGAUCAAACGUAGAUCUGGAAGGCGUGGGCCUCUCGUCUCCAAAUGAUUUCUCUCCAUUUAUGUUCUCCAAGUUUUUAAUGAGGCUUUUUCUUUAUGACAAGAAACACAAGUUUAUGAAUGUCGAGAAAGAAAAAAAUACCUUAAAAAAAACCUAAAUAAAAGUUAUAUAAAAAAAAUACCGGUUGCAUUUAAAAACUGUAACAAUUCUGUGUUCUUAUU
Molecule: messenger RNA, 1326 nt
Organism: Salarias fasciatus (jewelled blenny)
Lineage: Eukaryota; Metazoa; Chordata; Actinopteri; Blenniiformes; Blenniidae
Product: arrestin domain-containing protein 3-like
Exons: 6
Coding region: 8-1105 (365 amino acids)
Biological process (GO): protein transport
Cellular component (GO): cytoplasm; plasma membrane
Source: RefSeq, a predicted model, not a curated record